Sclerotinia trifoliorum is the source of this 2585-nucleotide messenger RNA. The record is from the annotation of a GenBank genome assembly. NCBI's taxonomy places the organism in Eukaryota, Fungi, Ascomycota, Leotiomycetes, Helotiales, Sclerotiniaceae.
CGGAUGGAAGCUUGAGCGCAAGCAGAGAGGAGGUUGUCAGACAUAUAGAGUGAAUGCUUCCUUCCUCCCUUCCAUCUUCACUUGGCUUUUCAACAUUUAUUUAUCUCGGAAUCAUCUACUCUUCCGUUUCCGCAAAUUCAACAAAUUUCACGUCACCUAGAAUCCUAACACCAUCAUCUUCACCUAUUUGCGUCUUACUUUCUAUUUUCCCUCAGUCUUCUCACUUUUUUCCUAUCCGUCUUCUAGGACGUCGAUAGGAAACUCUUCACAAUUCUCAGAUUGAACCAUUUUCUAUAUAUAUCUGUCAACUGAUCUUUCAAUCUUUACUCAUCGCCGAGAGCCAGAAGAGUCAUAUCUGGCUCACGAGCAAUGCCCCGAGGAAUUCGGAAAUCUCAUCAGGAUCCCGAUAAAUUUCCCACCGCCCAACUCUUCUUACUUGGUAAGUUUUAUUCCACAUUCCAUUUCUGCGCCACGCAGACGAUCAUCGCCAACAAUAUUAACUUCAUUUUAGCUAUUGUACGUCUUGCGGAACCUAUCGCCCUCACCUCUAUCUUCCCCUAUGCGUGGCCACUCGUCAAGAAAUUCCAUGUCGGUAGCGAAGAUGAUGCAUCUUUCUAUGCUGGACUUCUCAUCUCGGCCUUUGCCCUGGCAGAGUCUAUGACUGGCAUGUAUUGGGGAGGUUUAUCUGAUAGAAUUGGACGAAAACCCGUAUUACUAGCAGGAUGUUGUGGUACAAUGUUGAGUAUGAUCAUGGUCGGAUUUGCAUCAAACAUAUGGGUGGCCCUCCUUGGAAGAGCACUUGGAGGCUUCUUAAAUGGAAACAUAGGUGUUAUUCAAACCAUGGUUGGUGAAAUGGUCACCAAGAAAGAGCAUGAGCGUAAGUUAAUUUCAGCUGGUCUUGUAGUCUUUUGCGCGGUGGCAAAUUUUCUGGAGACAUUUGACUAAUUUUCUUUUUUAUAGCUCGAGCAUACUCAGUUAUGCCAUUCGUUUGGAGUAUAGGUACUAUCAUCGGUCCGGCGAUUGGUGGCACAUUCGCAGAUCCUACAUUGACCUUUCCCACUAUCUUCUCGCCGGAUGGUAUUUUCAACACAUUCCCAUAUUUACUUCCAAAUCUGAUGUGCGCCGGUUUACUUUUUAUGAGUAUACUAGCCGGGUAUUUCCUACUCGAAGAGACACAUCCGGAUAUGCAACCUCGAGUUUCUCUACCUGAUGAUACAUACCAUUCCGAGGAAACCCCAUUGAUGGCUACGGCAGAUGCCAUUAAAACUCCUGCCGUCGACUUACGCGCUGAAACCUAUGGAACUUUCGAGGGUAGUGACGACAGUGAGUGGCGGAAUGCAUCCACCAAAAUUGCAUCCACCAAAAUUGCAUCCACCAAAAUUGCACCUCCCAAAAUUUUCACCAAAAAUGUUGUGGCUUUGAUUAUCGCAUUGGGAAUAUUUACAUACCAUUCAAUGACAUAUGAUCAUUUACUUCCCAUUUUCCUCGAGGAUACGAAGGGUCUUGGGGAGAGCAUAUCCGCCAUAUCUGGUGAUUUCAAUACUUCUGUGAUGGGUGGUGGUCUUGGUCUAUCUGUUCAACAAGUCGGCGUAAUUAUGUCUAUAAAUGGCGUUCUUGCAUUGUUUGUUCAAGCCGUGAUAUUUCCUUGGGCCGCUGAAUUUUUCGGUACCUAUAGACUCUUUAUUUUAGUCACCGUUUUACAUCCCAUCGCUUACCUCAUGGUACCUUUUCUCGUCUACAUUCCGUCUUCGUCCUUAUACAUCGGCCUCUAUACCGCUCUUUUUGUCCGAAAUCUCCUUUCGAUACUUUUAUACCCUGUUCUUCUUAUUCUCAUCAAGGAAGCUACACCAUCUCCAAAUGUUCUUGGAAAAGUCAAUGGACUAGCCGCGUCAGCAGGAGCUGCUUGUAGAACAAUAGCUCCACCAGUCUCAGGAUAUCUGUAUUCGUUUGGUAGCAAAACAAAUUUCACAGCUUUGGCUUGGAUUGGAAGCGCACUUGUGGCAUCUAUAGGUGCAGCUCAAUCUUUUACGGUUAAGAGGACGAGAAGAGAUGGGAGUGAAGAGCGAGAGGAAGAGGAGCAAAUUCUUGGUGUCAAUAAGCGGGAUAGUAAAAACAUGUUUCCAGCAAUUACAGUUGUUGAGGUUGAUUCCAAUUCGGAAACUAGUUCGGUUACAGGACAAAGACAGGACGAGUGAGUAAUGGGAAAAGAAAAUAUAAAAAGAAUGAGUGUAUGAAAAGAAUGGACGGGAAAAACAAACGGAAAAAUGAAUGCAUGAGCGGCGUUUUCUUUUCAAACUUUGGCAUUCAGUAAGGAAAUAUUGGAGUUGCAAUGGGAGCGAUGGAGUUUGUAAAUGAUAGCGUUUAGCGGGCACUGGGAUGGAGUUUUUGGACGCAUUAACGUGAACAUAAGAUUAAAGUAUAUAAGUGAGUUUUGGGGAUUUUAAACGGUGGAGGAGGAAUACUAUUGUCAGAUGGACAGAGAGAGAAAGAGUCGAGCUGGUUGACGAAUUGAUUGGAUAAGAAAAGAUAAUGAAUAAAUUAUGAAAUUAAAUAAAUAAAAACUUCAAAUAAACUUUUUGAGUUAU